AUGACCACAUCAUCUCCGUCCCCUUCCUCCUCCUCAUCGAUUGUUAUAGUAAUCAUUAUAGUCGCCUCUGCCAUCAUUGUCUCGGCCCCGAUUUACCUUCUUCUUCGUUUAAUUUCAAAGCGCUUCCACCGCUCAUUCCACACCUUUGCCGCUGCAGACGAUGUUGUUCUACGCCAUCACUCAAAUCCGAACUUGAAUCAAUGCCAUGUGGUGUCGAGCAAUCUGCUCGAUUCUCUUCCUCUCUUCACGUUCGGCUCCAUCACUGGAAACCUUACCGGCGAUGAUUCUGCGAGAGCUGUUGCGAAGCCCCUCAUCACCUUCUUCGAUUCCCCAAUAUGGAUACACCAACCGUGCGAGACGGAGACAGGAGAUGGAGAGGCAGAAAUGAAUAGUAUACGAAGCUAUUUCUCCAUGCCUCCGUCCACUUGGACGGAGGCAUGCCGAGUGGACGGAGGCAUAAUUAUCUCCUUGUGGGGAGUCUUUCAUCGAGGGAGUCUUUCAUGGGUGUAA
Messenger RNA from Fraxinus pennsylvanica, 510 nucleotides. NCBI's taxonomy places the organism in Eukaryota, Viridiplantae, Streptophyta, Magnoliopsida, Lamiales, Oleaceae. The record is from the annotation of a GenBank genome assembly.